Molecule: messenger RNA, 1596 nt
Organism: Arachis ipaensis
Lineage: Eukaryota; Viridiplantae; Streptophyta; Magnoliopsida; Fabales; Fabaceae
Source: RefSeq, a predicted model, not a curated record
CUAAUCCGUCGAGUACUGCAGAGGCAAAAUAGGUGACCCUCCCAAGCAAGCAAGCUCUAUUCCCAUCUUUCUGUGAGUAUCGAACCCGGAAGAGAUGGUUAAGGGACACAGACCCUCGUCCAUCUGUGCCAACUUUAAUUGCCAAUGAGUGUAAACCACUCCAAAACAAGCCCAAAAGCAAAAAAAAAAAAAACGUUCUGAGGAGCCUUUUGCAGCAAAGGAGAGCAACCAUCUUCUCUUGUCUGCUCUCUGCUGUCACCGAAUUCUUUCUUCUUCUUUUCUUGUCUGCUGUCAAAAUUGAUGCAGUUCCGAUUUCCAAUCUAGCAAGGUUUUUCAUUCCUCAAUCCCUUCCAACUUUCAAGUACACAUUCUUCAUUUUGCUUUGGUUGCAGCUCUGAUCCCUAAAAUCAAAUGUUGCUUCGUCGAAUAAUAACGUGUCCUCACUCCAAAAGGAUGCUGUGCUCUUCCUCUUUUCCUUCUAUUAGCAACUGCGACUUCACAAGUGCCAUUCAUGAACUCAACAAGGAAAUGGAAUCUGUAUUCGGUGAGCCUCCUGGUGGGGGAUUGGCUAGCUCUGCAAGCAAUGUUCAUGUCAACAAUGAAUCAAAGAUGAUGAUGUCUCAAAAGAUAGAUGAAAAUUCUUUUGAAUUGACUCACACUGGCCAUUCAGGGGAAGCUCAAAUGGUGGAUGUGUCUCCCAAAGAAAGUACUAAGCGAACCGCCAUUGCCGGUUGCAAGGUACUUCUUGGAAAGAAGGUGUUCAACUUGGUCUCAGCUAAUCAAAUGGCAAAAGGGGAUGUGCUUACUGUUGCGAAAAUCGCCGGCAUAAGUGCUGCAAAGCAAACCAGCAGUCUGAUUCCCUUGUGCCAUAACAUAAACCUUACACAUGUGCAGGUGGAUUUGAAGCUGAAUCACGACGACUUUAGUGUGAUGAUAGAAGGGGAAGCUGCAACAACAGGAAGAACUGGGGUUGAGAUGGAGGCUAUGACAGCAGUUUCUGUUGCUGGGUUAACAGUGUAUGAUAUGUGCAAGGCUGCUUCAAAAGAUAUAGUCAUUACAGAUAUAAGGCUCAAGCAAUUUGUUUUGAGCAUUCCAAUGGAUUUCCACCACAGAAAGAGAAAGAAUCAUAUUUCUCAGGUAGUUUAGAUCCUCACCAUCUUAAUUCCACCUUUGAUGAAUCACAUUUUUGUAGCUGGCUUUUCUUUCCUUUCAUAUUUUGGUUACCCACAGAAUCAGGCCAAGUACUACUAAUCUGUGGCGAAUUGGAGUUUUAGGGUCUGCUACUGGUCAAUGGGUUGUUGCAUACAUAAAACGGAAUCCGGACCCCCGACACUUGCUUAAGCGGACUAGUGAGCUAACCAUUAAGCCAACCCAACUUGAUCUUUUUUUUCUUAUUAUAUAGAAUUAGAAUGCCAAUUUUGAGUAAGGUUUGAUCGAUUUUGAUUACCUCCAAUUCUAUUUUGCUUUUAUUUUUGAUUUAUUUAUUAAAUAUGUAUAAUAGUAAUAAUCUUGUGAUUAAUCAUGAUUCAGUGACUAAGAUGAUGUUAUAUUGUUAUGUCACGUAAUCAAUAGAUAAUCAAUAUAUGACUCUGCUGA